Messenger RNA from Lytechinus variegatus (green sea urchin), 9341 nucleotides. RefSeq lists its product as uncharacterized. Gene Ontology annotation, molecular function: guanyl-nucleotide exchange factor activity. The record is from RefSeq and is a predicted model, not a curated record. Bases 504 to 5597 code for a protein of 1697 amino acids. The transcript has 16 exons. NCBI's taxonomy places the organism in Eukaryota, Metazoa, Echinodermata, Echinoidea, Temnopleuroida, Toxopneustidae.
UUCCUCCCAAUCAUUCACCCUCACCUCACAUGCGUGCACACACACACCGAGUGUGGUUUGUCUAUUGGGGGUGUAGAUCAACUCCCUAUGACAUCACUUUUGCGGCUUGAAACAAAAUCAUUUGGUAUGCUGGGUGCACUGCUGGUAUGGCACACAUAUUGGAAAGGUGCACAUUACAGACUGCAGAUCUCUUUUGUGAUGUCACUGGAGCAUGUAAUGUUCAUAUAAAUGGGAAAUGUGAGAGAAUGAAGGCUGAAUUCUGUAUCUGGAGGAUCCAUGAUUUGUGGAACUGUAAUGUGUCCCAUGGUAUUGUCAAACAGGAUACUGACAUUCAGUGAGAAGUCGAGUCGUGCUUCAAUGAUGCAUAGUCGAUAUUUCAUUAUCACUCUAUCACUCGUUUGAAAUGGAGCACUAGAGAGAGAGGUAGAUAAUAAGAAGUAUGUAACUCUCAUGAAGUGGAACAAUUCUUUGGAUGGUCCAGAGAAACAUUUUCUGGAGAGAAAAUGGUGGAUUUUGUGCGUGGUUGCAGUGCCAGAGAUGUCAUUAAAAUGGAUUCUAUAAAUUUGGAUAAUAAUCUGGAUUCACUCCUGGAUCUAGAUGACUUCAGUUUCAUGAGUGAUAUGUCGAUGGACAUCGCGCCUACCCUCAUCACAUUGUACGACUCGGUAGCAGCAAAUGGCCAAGUAGAUGAACAUCCCCAUCAAGGAGAGGAGGAGGAGGAGCGUUUGCGGCCGCAGCAGGACUGUGAGUCACAUGACCAGGAAGAGCCAAUUGCAUUUGUGCCGAGCGCAACUACCCUGGCUGCGGUGCGCUUGGGAGACUCAGAAGGAAGUUUGAUUGCAGUGGAUGAUGUCACGCAAGAAAACAAGGGAAAAUGUAGCAAAGGAGAAAGUGAUAACAGGGGUAGGGAAGGUUGUGAGAGCUCAGGAGCUGCAGCAGAAGAGCAGAGACUAAACAACCACCCUGCCAAUCAUAGUUACUUACAUGCUGCAGGAGGAAGGGUGCCAUUGGUAGACAGUGCCGCAGUAGAUUCAUACCUUGAUAGAACUACCCAGGAGAAACAAGAUAACGCCCAAAAUGGCGGCGGCGAUAGCAAUAGUGUUUCAAGUGCAAAUAUAGAACAUUUGACUUCAUGUGGGAAGGUGAACCUGCAUGGAGCUCGUGAUAACAACUUCAACGUAGAACAUUCCAGUAGGAUGGUUAGUAGCGACAAUCCAGGAGAAAACAUGGCAAUAGAUGUAGACUUCAACAGCAAUAGCAAUAAUGACUGCAGGCCACGGGCCCACAGUGCGGACCUGCUGUCAGACAGCAGAAGAUGGAGUCAGCGGCAGCGUCCAGCAAGUGCGGAGAUUACGACCACCGAGUAUCUUGAGAGUGGUGCCUGCUCACCGGUACUUCAGCAGAAGCAUGAAGAGGUGCAGCAGAGCCAUGCCCCUAUCAGGCAGAACUCAUCCCGCAUCAACCCUCCGAUCAUUGUCACCACAACUCCUAUUACGAAUGAAGCCAUGUCACCACCUACAUCACCACCAACAUCACCUCCGAUGAGUCCUACCUUCCAGAGACCUAAACCAAAUAUAUUCAGCAUGCAAGGAAGGACCUACCUGGACAGGAUAGUAGAUGAGAUCAUUGAUACAGAGAGGAGUUAUGUUGGAGAUCUUGGAGACAUCAUCAAGGGUUAUAACCAAGCUAUGAAGAACCAUCCUGAAAUCCAGCUUAGCCAGGAGAAGUUUGACACUCUCUUCUGCAAUCUGGAGGAUAUCCAUUCUUUUAACAGGGAACUACUGGCAGAUCUUGAACAGAGUGAUGAGGAUCCUGUCAAGUUGGCCGAUUGUUUCCUAGAAGUGGAGGAUGAGUUCUGUAUCUACACCAAAUACUGUACCAACUACCCCAAGGCGGUGGAUGUCUUGACAGAAUGUAUGCAGGAUCCUGUAAUAUCAGACUUCUUCAGAGAGCAGCAGGCACAGCUCAAUCAUGGUCUUGCCCUUGGUGCCUAUCUACUCAAACCAGUACAGAGGAUACUCAAAUACCAUCUUCUCUUUCAGGAUAUGAUGAAGCAUUACAAGGAGGAGCAGGGGCGGGAUGUGAUCGCCAGGGCACUCAAGUCAAUGACUAACGUGGCAUGGCACAUCAAUGAUAUGAAGAGAAAACAUGAGGCCUCUGUCCAUGUCCAGGAGAUACAGAGUCAGUUACAUGGUUGGCAGGAUGAUCUGAAUACUUAUGGAGACCUUGUAUUGGAGGGUAUAAUGCGUAUGCAUGGAGCAAGGGGCGAUCGUUUCAUCUAUCUGUUUGAAAGGGCGCUUCUCAUCGGAAAGAAACAUGAGAACACAAAUCUCAUCAGUAUUAAGACUCAAAUCACAUGUGCCAAUUUGAUGCUUAUAGAAAGCGUACCCAAAGAACCUCUCGGCUUCAAUGUGAUUCCUUUUGAUAACUCAGACUUACAGUACACCAUUAUUGCUAAAUCUCAGGAGCAGAAGAAGCAAUGGACCCAUGAAAUAAAGAGACUUAUCCUUGAAAACUACCAGAGCAACAUUCCUACCAAAGUCAAAGAACUUAUCCUCGGUACAAGAGCAGCUAAGAAUGCUAAAGAUGAGAUUGAGACGGAAAGCAAAGCAUUACCAUCAUCACCUCAAGAGCCUUCCAUGUCAAGGGACAGGAAAGAACGCAAAUCUCGCAAGAAACACAAACGACGCAACUCUGAACCUAUGGGCAAGCUACAGAGGGGACAAAAACAGGUCAAAGCCGCUGUAGAGAACAUAAUAAUUGGGAUGAAAAGGCCUGAUUUAUCGAAACUGGCAAGCAAGAGAUCAGCAGACAUCCCCCAUGAUGAUGGUACAGAAGAUUCACUUGAUGAGAUAGAAACUAACAAGACAAGGAAGAGUGAACCAGUUACUCCAGAUGAGAAAGGAGAGAGCAGCUUAGCCCCUCUUGCAAGACCAGAAGAAAUGAGAGAUGAAUAUGGGGCUCACCAAACUUCCAGACAAGAUACUUCUCCAUCAUCAUCCAAGAAACUGGUUCUUUCAAAGAGUCUAGGAGACAAGAAGGAAUCUAACCGAGACUCUGGAAUUGGUAGCAUGAAUCUCUCUGAACAUCUCAAGCUUGAUUCUGAGGAUAAGAGCAGCGCUGAUGAGGCCAAAGCUGGAGAUGGUAGGACAGGAAAGAAGAGGGGUGGAGCAGUAAGGAAACGAGAGAAUGGGAUCAAUAGACAAGAUGGUUUGGAUGAUACAGAAGAGGAGGAAGGGGAAGGAGCUAAGGGAAGUGAAGGAGAGAGUCCUGAUGAGUUGGAAGCCUUGGAGCAGCUCUCAGACGAUAACCAUCUUGAUAGAGAUCCUCUCCUUGACAUAGAGCUAUCUCCCAAGCCAUCUAGGAGAAGCUUGAGCACUAUUCAUGGCCCAGAGCUCUUUAAACUGAGAAGAGUUAAUCUCAAGGAGUACCGUCCACUCAAUGAUCGAUUCAGCAAAGACCAUGAUGAUGUCUGGGUUCCCAUGACAGGCAAAACAUUCAGCAGAAAUCGCUCAUUCUCGCACAUUCCAACGAGACCUCAGAGUGCAGACGUCACCACCCAUCCACACUUCCAGAAACUUAGACUAUCAAGGACACGCAGUGAUGACAGUUCUCUCCAUACUUGGGCAGAGCUGGCUAAAUGCCGAUCAGAUCCAAAUAUCACAGACCACAAGUCGGAUCUUGGGGAUUCCAUUAAGAGCAAUAAUGGAAAGGAAACUGCUCUUGGCUCAUCUGCAUCUACAUUUGGGACAGGGGAUGGGGACCUUUCUUCUUUGUCAUCUCAUGAAAACCUUACAGACUCCAUCAACAUGGCUUUCCAACAGCUAGGGGCCAAGUAUGCUGCCAAGGCUGAAAGUGAGAGUGGGAACUCUACACCUUGUUAUAAUGAAGAAAAAGUCAGAGACUCUGAAGCUGCAACACGGAAGGAGAAAGUAUCAAUUAUUUUAAAUGAUGAGGAUGUACUGCUCCUGGACAAAGAAGAUACAGAGUCUUCACACAGGGACUUUAGUAAUGAGACAUGUUCAACCAAAGAUGAUGAUGAUGAUGAUGAUGAUGAUACUUCAUUUGAUUCACCAGAAGAGGAGGAGCUCAGUGCUGCAAAGAAGAAGGUGCAGAGGCUGGCUAGAAAAUAUAGUAAAAUGAUCAAACAUCAACAACAGCAGUCUACUAUUGUUGUCACUAGGAAGAACAGUGAGUCUUCAUCUUCAGAAAAUGAUGGGAAGCAGGUUGCUUGGGCCGUUACACAUGGUCAGGGUGGAACUGUCAUUAAACGCUUUGAGAUUGACAGCCCUUCUGGUUCCAGGAAAGGAAAUUCUGUCAGGUCGACCACAGAUUCUGAAGAUGAUAGAUCCAGUGGCUCAAGACGUUCCAUUACUCGAGGAGCACAGAAUAGGAAAUCUGUCAGAGACUUUGUUCGGAGAUUUGAAGUCACAAAGUCAACUAAACCAGAGCCCAAAGUUGUAACACCUGUUCAGGAUGGCAUCAAGGAAAGACUCAAGAGCUUCCAACAGGAAACUAAGCAACCUAAUAAAUCUCCUCAACACCGAUCAAGUAUGGGAUUCAAGAAGUUGUCAGAGAGGAGAAAGGAACUUGAAGAAUGGGUAGCUAAACCCAAACAGAGGUCUCGGCAUAACUCUGAAGGUAAAGACUCUACUGAUGGUCUUUCAUUCAGCAGCAGUGCUUCAGAUGCUGGUGAUUUAUCAUUCACCUUCAACAGCAGUUAUCAAGGUAGCUAUGCAUCUAGCUUACAUAGCAGUGGACGCAGCUCUCCAUGCAUUGAAGCUCGUAUUGCUAACAUCAAUGCUAUCAAGGAUGGUCUUUUGGAAUCUAUUAGUCGCUUGACCAGCCAUGGGAGUGCCACUGAAGAUGAAGAAGUGACUCCAGCUAUGUUCAAAUCCAUCCGAGAAAGAUUCGAAGAGCUUGAAAAGGCUGCCCACAAACCUAUCCCCAAAACAGUUAGUGAUCCUCAGGAGGAGAUUAAAGGAGGUAGUGUGGUUGAAGGUGAUGAUGAUGAUACUAUUCAAGAUAUUACAGACAUUCACUCUUGUGGAGAAACUGACACAAAUACAACCCUUCCAAAUCUUGAUCUCGAUCUUCCAUUUCCUGAAGUCUUUGACACAUCGUCCAGUGAACUAUCGGCAAUGGGUUUGAAAUCUUCAGAAUCUCUCAAUACCCGUCUUGAUGCGCUCGAUAUAUCUAGUGACAAUUCUGCAUCAGAUGCCAAGCAGUUCUCAUCAUCCUCCGACCUUCUCUUUCCAGAGAUUGAAAAGUUGGAAAGUGGACCACCUGUUUCAGAGACAGCCUCUACCAAGCCUGUCAGCAACGUAAAGAUCACUACGGCCAAGCUAUCAGAUUCAUGUCAUCAGGUUAGCUUGGAAAUUUCUCUGACAUCCAAGAAGAGAGAGUCUGCUCAUCCAACCACCCUGGAUGUCCUUUCACUCUAUGAAGGACUCUCUGAAGAGGAACAGAAGAUGUUGUCUCCAGAGCCCGCCCUCAACAGGUCAGAGUCUUCAGAGAGCAGCUACAAAGAUGCCAUCUCUGUCAGUCUGACUUCUCCUACUUCUGAGGAUUAUGUCACCGCACCGGAGGAGCACUAAGAAUUAAUAAGUGUGCAUACUAUAUAAACCAUCAUUUAGCAGUGUUGCAAUGCCUUUCACGAUUCAAAUCCUUACCAUGUUAUUUCAAAUCUUUCAUUUUUUUGACAACUUGAUCUUUCACUGGGUGACCAUUUGACAAAUUCAAAUACAAUACUUAAAUUGCCAAAGGUUUUGGUUUAUUUUCAUAUAAGACCAGUGCUUCAAGAGAAGUAAGAAUAAUUUUGUAUUCAUUUUUUAUCACAUAAUCAGUGCCUUGAUUUUGCACAAGUUAAUUUUCUAUUCUUUUCAUUGUUUUACUUGAGAUGAUUACUGCUCAUGUUCAUUACAUGAGUGAAGUAAUGUUAGUUUGAAAAAAAAUUCUGUAUAAUGCAGGAAUUAUGCUUUUUUUUAAUUAUAAAAUGUUAAAAUAAUUUGAUUCACUUUGCUGUCAAAGUGUCAUCUAUCUUCAGUUCAUUAUUCUCUUUUUAUAAAUGAACCUUAGAGCAAGAAUUAUGAACAAGAACCUUUCUGUAUUGGUAUUUCUAUUUUGCUAUACCAUAAUGAUAUUUUUUUCUGUUUCAUUUUUUUAAAUAUCAAGGUUUUUCAUAGCUGACAGACAUAGUUAUCACAAAAUGUUAAAAUUCAUUUUACGGAGUGACCUUACCAAUAUCUCUGUCAUUGAUGGACCUGUCUUCUCCUGUCAAAGUUCUUAGCAUCAUUCAUGUUUCAGAGAAAGAACAGAUUCUAGUCUGUUCUAUCGUUUGAAUGUUUUUGGCCUUGACGCCGCCUAAUCACAUCAUGAAACGGUCAUGUGAUAGCCAUGUGACUGACUUGAUCAAUUAGGAGGAAGUCAUAAGGUCCGGAUUGUUCAAGCAAAGAUUAGAUCAUUUGCUUGCUUAUAGUAUAUAUCUGAUAGAAAUUCUGUUAGAUAUUAUUCUUCACUUUUUUACAGAACUAUUCAAAAUUUCUUUUGCUUUUCAAAAAUGCAAAAUGCAUUCUUAUACUUUUUAUUCAUAACCAAUUAUCAUAGAAAUCAUGAACAGGCUUUGAUCUUUCUAAUCAUCUCAUUUUGUCAUUUCCAAAUCAUGAAUUAUAUUAUCUGCAAGUCAGUGUUAUAAUUUACUGAUGACUCUUCUUUAUUUAUGAUAGUUUCAUUCUGAGAACAAUUGAAAACCAAAGCCUUAAGAUAAAUUAGUACAGUAUUGCUUCAUGCAAAGUGCCUUUCAGCUUUUGUAAACAUUUCUCAUAUAUCAACAAUCACCCACUCAAGUUUACCGUUUAAUCAUGUUUGCUGAUUUGAACAACACGAGUACAUGUUUAUUUUGUUUACAUGACAAUGAAUAGUCCCCAUUUACAUCAAAGAAGACAAUGUGCAUAUUACUUAUCCCAGUGACAUGUAUGGCAAAGUAAAAUGUCUUCUUUAUAAUAUAUAUUGUUUCUAAAUGCAGAAAGCUAGAAAAUAUGUUGUUGUCUGUAUCAUUGGAUGUCUAUUGUAAUUUUGUUUAGGGUUUUUUUGGCAGACAUUGAACAAAACAAUGUUCUGUAAAUCAAGGAUGCACAAAUAUUUAUCCUCAAGAAUUAUCUUCAGGAAACAUGAGAACCAAGCUUUUAUAUCUUGGUUAUAAGUUGCAUAAAUUUUACUUUGGUUCCACCGGAGUAAUUAACAAAACUAGAAUGAUGAACAAAUCUUGUUGAGUGAUGUCCUUAGCUACAUUGCAGUAGUAUUGGUUUAUUUUGUCUUGCUAAAGUGUUUUUAGCUUAAAGGCAUGCGUGUUGUGUAUAUUGUCGUAGAAAUAUUUAAUAUAUAUAGAUUGUAUGUGUAUUCAGGCUUAACUGUGUAUGCUCUGAAGCUUUGUAUAAUACUUAAUCAAGGAUUUGGCAUGUAUAUUCAUCUAAAUGUAGUUAUGCUAUUUGUGUACAUUUCUACUGUACCCAUCAUGGUCAUUGUAUAUUUCAUGUAGAUUGCUUUUGUGAAGUCUGAGGGUGGUCGUGUGUCAAACUAUAAAGAGUUCUGUCAAAGCACCUUUACUUCUUUCUACUUUUCUUGCCAAAUAGAUUGACAAAGAAUCUCAGAAUUUAUUAAUACAAAGAAAGUACCUUCUGAUUCAGAUUUACUGUAAUGUAGUGUGGAUAUUUUUAUCUUAAUAAAACUAUUAAAAGUAUCAUUCCUGAUCUAUGUGAAUCUAUGUUCAUAGUGUACAUUGCAUGAUAUAAUAGGAAGACCAGCCAAUUGUACUUGAGUAGCAAAGGCAGCUAUUUUUUCACAUUUUGUACAAGCUAUGAAGUAGUAAAUAUGAGGAAUGAUGUGUGUUCAAUUAAUUAUCAUCAAUUUUCAAAGGUGAUUGUAAUGUUAGUAAGUAAUGUGAUCUUUAUAUUUAUGAAUUAUUAGCAAUAUUCAUUUUGCUCAUCUACGCAGGAGGGGGGGGGGUUACAGAAAACAUUUAGAGUAAGGAACAAAGUAACCCAGCACUGUCACAUGGGCUAUUUGUAUUUUUGAAAUUGAAUUCUGAAGAUUUCUUGUACGAUUUGGGUGGAUUUAGGGAAAAUUAUCAGUGUUAAAAGUAUUGGUACUUGGUCAAUUGUAAUAGUUUAAACUUUUGACAAGUUGAUUAAAGAACUUGAAAAUAACAAUGACUAUUCUCACAGAUCAAUUUCACUUUCAUUUUGUCAAAUUGAGUAGACUUUGAAUGAUGAAUUUCUUUUUCACUGCAAAUGUUAACAUUUUAUGUGUAAAGACUAAAAUAAGGUGCUAUGAGUCUUUCCACUCCAAAGUUCUUCUAAAAUGUCAAUAGGGAGAUUUUUGUAUCCAUAUUUGUCACAUAAGUUAGUGGUGCUAUUCCUACUGAGGACCUCUGUUCUGAGAAAUAUCAAAUGUCAGCAUUUAAAUCCAUGCAACACAAUGUGAAUUAGUUUGCACUUUCAAUCGUAUGAAUUUUUCACAAAAGACAUCAAAUACUGUUAAUUUGAUUUUGAAUUUUAAAGAAAAUGAAUUACACAUGUAUUUGACUAGCAUAUUCUGCUUUCGUCAAUUAAAGAUAUCAAGUGACUUAUUUUAUCUAUUUUCUGGGUUUAUUUUUUAUUAAAGAACAUGAAUAGACAUGUACAACUCAUUUUGAUGUGUAAAAAAGCUAAUGCAUUUUGUAUGAAAUGUUCAUACACACUAUUCACAAGAAAUAUAUAAUUUACAUGGUUUUACAACACUGAGAAAAUCCCUUUGACUUAAAUGAAAAUCUGUUUUACAACUUAUAAUAGAUCAAGAGAUCUUUUGUUUGUUUGCAAAGAUGCAUUUGAUGUAAUAAUUUGGUUUAGUUCGCUACACAGAACGGUAAUAAUCUUAUAACCGCUCCGUACUUAAUAUUCCUUCUUUGAGCCAGAUAAUUAUUUUAAUCCUCUACAUUGUUGAAUGUAAACUCAUUAUUCUUGUUAAUCUCGUAUUAGUUCAUGCACUCAAAGCUUUCAGUUCAUCAAGUAUGUGUACUUAAAAGUAAAUGAAAUAAAUCAUGUCAUCUCAGUAAAAAAAAUCAUCUGAUUGUUUAUCAAUAAGACUACAAAUAUUGAAAAUUGUAUUUCAUUUGCUUACAAUGUGGCUGUAUGAGUUGUAUUUAUUCAUUUGAAAGCUAAGCAAUGUUAUGGUUUGUAUGAUUUGUAAGAGGUAUGUCUAUUAUGUCUUUUCAUAUCCCUUGCUUGACGUCGCUACCUCUACCUACAGGUAGUGAAAUUUACCAUCAUACAAUAAAAACCAGGCGUCCAGAUUGGUAACAUAAA